Molecule: messenger RNA, 936 nt
Organism: Trichogramma pretiosum
Lineage: Eukaryota; Metazoa; Arthropoda; Insecta; Hymenoptera; Trichogrammatidae
Exons: 6
Coding region: 82-888 (268 amino acids)
Biological process (GO): detection of chemical stimulus involved in sensory perception of smell; sensory perception of smell
Cellular component (GO): plasma membrane
Molecular function (GO): olfactory receptor activity; odorant binding
Source: RefSeq, a predicted model, not a curated record
ACAUUUGAAUCAUUCAUUUGGUCUGCAUGAUUAUUCGCUGAUUUUUAAAGAAUUGAAUCAUUUCGUUUGUUCUUAGCGUACAUGACAUCUGCCAUGCUUUUCUACGUCAUUAUGCCAGUGGCCCCAACAUUCUUCGAAAAUGUUUUCUCAAGGAUGAACGAAACAAAAUCCUUCGACUUUGUAAUGAAGGGAGAAUUUCCUGUUAACAAUAUGCGUGAUUACUACUUUGAAAUUUUUAUAUUCGACAUGCUCGUGUGCGUAGCGACUGUUUUUGUCCUCGGUGCAGUCGACAGUACUUACGCUGCUUGUACUGAGCAUUGCAUUGGUUUAUUUGGAUUGCUCAAAUUUCGCUUAGUAAAUUUAACUCCGAAAAUUUCACAAAACUACAGUGACAUGGCAAAUUCAAAUUACGAUCAAGAUGAUGCCACUUAUUGUAUCAAUCGCAAUUAUACACUAUUACUUUCAUUUUUUCCUAGAUUUGCAGAAAUUCUCAAAACUUCGUAUUCUCUUACAUUUUUAAUUCUAAUGGGUGCUACUGUAAUUUAUAGCAGUCUUGUUUGUACCCUUAUCCUUUUAAAGGGAGAUGAGUUAAAAGAUCGUUUGAGAUAUUCAGGUAUUUUUGUUGGACUAUUGAUCCAUUUGUUUUAUAUCAGUUGGCCUGGGCAAAAAUUGAUUGAUCACAGUACAGGUCUAUUUGAUGAUGCUUAUACAAACAAGUGGUACGAGUGUAAUUUUAGAACAAAAAAUUUAUUGAGAAUUGUGAGAUUACGUUGUUUGACACCAUGCCAAUUGACCGCCAGUGACUUGUACAUAAUGAAUUUUCCAAACUUUGCUGCGGUUCUCAAAACUUCAAUGUCCUACAUGACCGUCCUCGCAUCUUUCAUAUGAUUUAUUUAUGAAAUGAUAUUCAAUCUCAAUUAAAUUAAAACGGUCAGC